Suillus subalutaceus is the source of this 201-nucleotide messenger RNA. RefSeq lists its product as uncharacterized. NCBI's taxonomy places the organism in Eukaryota, Fungi, Basidiomycota, Agaricomycetes, Boletales, Suillaceae. The record is from RefSeq and is a predicted model, not a curated record. The transcript has a single exon. The annotation marks the transcript as partial.
CUUCCGCAGGCCCUCCUUCAUCAUGGGCUAUUCCCUACUGCACCUUCACAACCUCGUAUGGUGGUAUCUGUUGAUCUACUUUCAUUUUAUCGCGCACUUUUUGAGCGGUCUUGUGACACUAUCAAUGCUCUUGCAUCGGCUCUUAAAACACACUAUUCACGCCAAGGUUUUCAAGUGACUGACUCGCAGGUAAGAUACUAG